GUUGGCAUCCCUGCCUAUGCGAAUAACGGAAUGGCCGCCAACGUUGAAAAGGGACGCCGUCUGAAGUAAUUUACCUGGAAUGACGCCGUAAUCCGGUAAUUAUAGCUUACUCGCCAUAAAACUGAGGACCAGACUAUCGCCAAAAUCGGGACAGAAACUUUUACCUGUCCGGUGCAUAAAACCCUUGACAGGGAUUCCAAACCCCAGCAUUUGCAUUGUGAAACUCGUACGACAAAGAAGCAUCUAUCGAAAUGGUACUGGCUCCCGAAGUUAAAAGUAUUGUGAAGGCCCUGAGGGGCUCGAAUAGCUGCGAGGAGAUAGCCCAGAUCCUGGAAUGCGACGUGGAGAGCGUGGUGAGCUGCAUCCGGGAGUGUGAGCUGCUCGAGGGCAAGACGGCCACGCUGCGAUUGCCGCAGAGACCGAAGUCAACUAAAGCAGAGCCUGUGGUUGCCCAGGAGGAGGAGAAGAAGCGCGAGGUGGGCCGACCCAAGAUCCUGGAGAACCGUCAGCUUGUCGAGCAGUUGCUGGCCAAUAAUCCGCACUACACCUCCAUCGAUGUGCAACGGGAACUGGCCCUGCAUGGCAUAGAGGUCAGCCGCAGGACCUUGCAGCGCAGGAUCAGCGAGAUCCGCUCCAAGAAUGGCCAGCAAACGAGUGCAUCUCCAGCAAAGGAAUCGAACGGCCUCAGCGAUGAAGCCAAACGUAAGAGGUUGGCCUGGGCCACCGCCCACCAGGAUUGGACAGUGCGCGACUGGCGCAACAUCUUCAACAUGGACGAUCUUAAGUUCGAUGACGAAUCGUCCCCGCCAAAGGAGAUCUUUCUGGACACUCUGAUGGGUCCAGAGGGUUCGGUGUGCAGUGACCUCAAUCUUCUGGAGCAGCUGAUGGCCAUUAUCCAGCCGAGGAUCCAGAACCAGGCUCCCAAGAAUGUCAGCGAGUUCCGGGCUGUCUUGUAUGACGUUUGGCACAGUGACCAAGACAUGGUGGACAAGAUCGAAAUGCUCUACGAGUCGAUGACGUGGCGCGUUUCGGCGGUCCUCCGCAAUGGCGGGGAUCAGACCGAGUUCUGCUAGCCAAGCUAUAGAUUUAAUCGUGCUCUGGUUUUUGAAUGUUGAAUUAAGAAUGACAUCAUUCACUAUCAAUUAUGUUUGAUUAGUUUAUUAAGUUUUUAGUGGCCAUAUAAAGUAUGUACAUGGUACACUCUGAUAGUUAAUUUCAUUUUCCCUUUCGAACAAUUGUAAAAUCGUUUGCUACCUAUAAAUAAAGUGUACAACGCAAUGUUCACGACAA
Messenger RNA from Drosophila suzukii, 1290 nucleotides. RefSeq lists its product as uncharacterized. NCBI's taxonomy places the organism in Eukaryota, Metazoa, Arthropoda, Insecta, Diptera, Drosophilidae. Gene Ontology annotation, molecular function: nucleic acid binding. The record is from RefSeq and is a predicted model, not a curated record.